Molecule: messenger RNA, 737 nt
Organism: Tilletiaria anomala UBC 951
Lineage: Eukaryota; Fungi; Basidiomycota; Exobasidiomycetes; Georgefischeriales; Tilletiariaceae
Exons: 3
Coding region: 180-548 (122 amino acids)
Source: RefSeq, a predicted model, not a curated record
UGCGCGGAUGAGGCUCAUUCGCUUCGUUUCUGAGGAGGAUGGCAAGGCCUACUUGGGAGAGCCAUGGGUGCUUUCAAGGACCUGAGCGUGGACAUAAGCAAGAGCACCAAAGAAAACAAGAACAUCACAGCCCUCACCCUUCAUUCACCAGUCAAAAUUGCUUCGGACGGUGAUCUCCCAUGGAAUGUAAAAGAAACUCAAAGUUCAAAGCAAUUAAACGUCAAAGGCGUGAGCAUGCGCCUUUCAAAUUAAGUCUUGAAGUUCUUAGUGUCCGUGAGCCAAUGCAGCUGCUCACGCCGUUAAACAAGUCUGAGGUUAACACCAUUCGAUGCAUCGGCCUCAUUCAUACGGAUGUUGCGAAGGAGGCAAAACUAGACCUUCCGGAUCGCAUCACCCUGCUCCACAAGCCACGGACUAUCGCUAGCAUCAGUGAUCAUUCGCAAAUUCGUCCAGGGCGACCAAUCUUCCUACGAGAGUCGCCCUGUGGCAGUAUUCGCGAAGACUGCAAAUCACUGUGGGAUGAGUACACAAACGCCUUCAUUCGCUGACAAGAACAGUUCUGCCAAUUCAGAGGCAAGGAUGUGAGCGAGACCUAGGCGCUGGAUUAUAUGCUAAACUACACGGCGUCAAACGCCAUACCUACGCGAAAAGUGCAAUUUGAAACUUCGCAGUGGCCCAGGUCGAAACGAUUUUAUCAUGCAUGGUAUGUUCGUCAGGUACUCACGUCUUGUGCCGAA